AAUAAAAACCAGAGAGGAAAAAAGAAAAAAGAAAAAUAAAAAGAAACGUAUAGAAAGAAAAAGCUUCUCCGAAAAAUUAGCUAACAAAGAAGAGAGAUUCAUCUCUGUUUUUCCUCUUCGUGGCUGUGGAUUUUCGGAUCCUCUCUUCACUUGCUUUCUCUUUCCAACACUUUUGGUUGAUUGCAGGGGAUUUUUUAUGGUGGUUCUUGUCGAUAACGUUGCGAUUUCGCUAUAAAACUCUGCUUCUCUCUGUCGCUUUUUCUCCCAAGAUGGUGUCUUGUUCAAUAAUUUAGUUUGGGUCUGGUAGUCGAGGUUCGAGUUCAGCUUUGAAUCUUUUGUUAAAUAGGUUUCUUUAGUGAAAUUGGGUUUAUCCUUUGUGGAACUCGUUUGUGACCCUUAAAGGGUCUGUGCCAUCAAAGUCAAUUCAAGCAAGCUAGUUUGAGAUUGUAAAAUGGUUGAAUCAAUUGCUGCAACUUCACUCCUUGGCCACCGUCCUGUAUGUGGAGGGAAUUUAAUCAGGGAUGGAUCGGGUAAACGCAAGUCUUUGAAUACUUUUAGGUUCCCAGCAAAUGAGUUUCUUGGUGGAAGGAAUGUUGUUUCUCUUCCUUUGCCUAAAUACAAACAAGAUAGCUUCCUAUCAUCAUCAGUUAAGGCCCAGGCUGUGGAGCUCACAAGAGAAGCUUAUUCGUACAGGGAAGACAAGUUGCCCAAGAAAGAUAAUAACAAGAUUGAUAGUGGCUUUGAUCCAAGACCUGGGUUGUGGCCUCCGGUUAAUAGAGCAGAUAACCCUUCGCUUAGGAAUCCCUUGCUUCGACAAGAGAGGAUGGGAUGUGGCUGGUUGGGUGCUAUAUUUGAGUGGGAAGGGGUUCUCAUUGAAAACAACCCUGAUCUAGAGAAGCAAGCUUGGCUUGCCCUCUCUCAAGAAGAUGGCAAAUCCUCUCCUCCUGCUUUCAUCCUUAAGAGAAUAGAAGGCAUGAAGAAUGAACAGGCAAUAUCUGAAGUGUUGUGUUGGUCCAGGGACCCAGCACAGAUAAGAAGAAUGGCUAAUAGAAAGGAAGAAAUCUACCAAGCUUUGCAGGGCGGAAAAUAUAGUCUCAUGCCUGGGUCUAAAGAGUUUGUGAGUGUUUUGAUGCAUUAUAAGAUACCAAUGGCAUUGGUUUCCACGCGACCUAGAAAAAAUCUUGAGUCUGUUAUUGGAGAAUUUGGUAUUGAAGACAACUUCAGUGUUAUUGUAGCAGCAGAGGAUGUUCACAGGGGAAAGCCUGAUCCAGAAAUGUUUGUGUAUGCAGCUCAGCUUUUAAAUUUCAUACCCGAGAGGUGCAUUGUGUUUGGAAACUCAAAUCAAACAGUGGAGGCUGCACAUGAUGCACGUAUGAAGUGUGUGGCUGUUGCUAGCAAGCAUCCUGUCUACGAGCUUGGGGCUGCAGACUUAGUUGUCAGGCGCCUAGACGAGCUUUCGGUGGUUGAUUUGAAGAAUCUGGCUGACAUUGAUUCGGCUGAAUUUAGGUCUGACGAGCCUGAGGUGGAGCCAGAGAUGGAAAUAGAUUAUGACACAUCAUCUGUUGAUGACAGUUUCUGGUAAAUUCUCCAAAUGUACAGUAGAUUGAACUUCAUCUGAUUCUUGAUGAUAUUAGUUACAAAUUAGUUACUUGUGUAUAUGAAAAACAGAAUAAUUGGGAAAAAAAAUGAUAGGCAGUCUGCACUGAAGAAAGAUGUUACUACUAUUACUGUAUUUUCUGUACUAUAUACAUGCACGGUAUUUUCAGAUUUGAUUUGCUUUUGUUUCUAUCCAUGAGAUGAAAUACAAAUUA
Molecule: messenger RNA, 1811 nt
Organism: Gastrolobium bilobum
Lineage: Eukaryota; Viridiplantae; Streptophyta; Magnoliopsida; Fabales; Fabaceae
Product: 5-amino-6-(5-phospho-D-ribitylamino)uracil phosphatase, chloroplastic
Exons: 2
Coding region: 452-1582 (376 amino acids)
Source: RefSeq, a predicted model, not a curated record